AGUUUAGAAUACGUAUCUUAUCUUCGGAACCCCAACUAAAUUUAUCCUAAUAUCGGACCUAGGAACCCUUUCCAAUUCUUUAUUCUGACAACAACUCAUCAACUCGAAGGUCCCGAGGACAAAAGCGGAAAGCGAGCAGGCUCACGGUAUUUUUUUCUUUCUUCCCCCUUCCUCUCGCCAGUAGCACACGCAUUGCAUAUUUCCAAGAAGCCUGCCCAUCCCAUCCCUCAUAUUAAGAACCUUCAAGGCCGACCAAUCCCUAAGGAAAACAAUGCCAGCCGCUACCACUCUUUUCCGCGCCACCCGGCCCGUGUUCCAGCAGUCUGCGCUGCGCUCGGCCUUCCGCGGCAACUUUGCGCCCCGGACUGGCCGCCGCUUUGCGAGUACCGCGAGUACCGGGGAGGCUGCUUCUCAGAGCUGGUUCCAGCGCAUGUGGAACAGCCCUAUUGGUUUGAAGACGGUGCACUUCUGGGCGCCGGUGAUGAAGUGGGCGAUUGUCAUCGCAGGUAUCUCCGACUUCGCGCGACCCGCCGAUAGGCUGUCAUUAACGCAGAACGCCGCCCUAACGGCUACGGGUCUCAUCUGGACGCGCUGGUGUUUCGUCAUCAAGCCCCGGAACGUCCUCCUCGCCACCGUCAACUUCUUCCUCGGCUGCGUCGGGAUCAUUCAGGUCUGCCGUAUCCUCAUGUACCGCCGUUCGCAAAAGAACCUACCCGCCGCCGCCGAAGACGGCGUCGCCCAAGCCAAGGAGGCUGUCAAGGCUUAAAGAGAUAGAGCGGUGGGAGACGCAUGGACUACGGAGUGAUGUAAUUUUGAUACCGAAGUACAGGGGAGCAUUAUGCAUCGGGGGCGGGGGGCGGGGGCGGAUGGUUGCAUGACGAAAUGCCAGCCGGCAGACUCGAACGAGUCCGGACUUGAGUGUUUCGCGAAACUUAUAGACUACGGGUUGU
Messenger RNA from Daldinia loculata, 950 nucleotides. RefSeq names its product UPF0041-domain-containing protein. Gene Ontology annotation, molecular function: pyruvate transmembrane transporter activity. Gene Ontology annotation, biological process: pyruvate import into mitochondria. Lineage: Eukaryota; Fungi; Ascomycota; Sordariomycetes; Xylariales; Hypoxylaceae. The coding region runs from base 272 to 766 and encodes 164 amino acids. Gene Ontology annotation, cellular component: mitochondrial inner membrane. The record is from RefSeq and is a predicted model, not a curated record. The transcript is spliced from 2 exons.